Biomphalaria glabrata is the source of this 2425-nucleotide messenger RNA. Its product is annotated as lysophosphatidic acid phosphatase type 6-like. The record is from RefSeq and is a predicted model, not a curated record. The coding region runs from base 361 to 1665 and encodes 434 amino acids. Gene Ontology annotation, molecular function: phosphatase activity. Gene Ontology annotation, biological process: dephosphorylation. Lineage: Eukaryota; Metazoa; Mollusca; Gastropoda; Planorbidae. The transcript has 14 exons.
AUUGUUCUGUUCUGUAUAUCAGCUUCACCGCUCUCUUUGUUAGUCUAGUAUUAUAUCCAUUUUUUUUAAAGCUCUAUACUUUCUUCUCAACUGGUACAGACAAAUUACCGUAAAGUAAAAUAGUUGUCAGAUUAACACUAAUGAAUGUGAGGUAUUAUUACAGCAUUAAAGCUAUUGGGUAAUAGUAAUAGACCUCUUUAUUGAAUGUAUAUCUAUUCUAUGUCUAAACUCUAUGCUUUCCAAUAACAUUAUCGGUCUGCUCAACCUCGUCUUCACUUCAACCGUCUGCACAAGGUGCACAAGUCCAGGUCUGUAAGUGCCUACCAUGUAAUGGUGAGCGCUGGCUAGUGAAGCCGUUUCAUGAAACCAACCAAAACUAACAAAGGACCAAAUCAACAGGAGAUCGCUCCAGGGAUGCUAUGUUGUGGAGGGUCAAAGACAGGCAAGAGGAACCGGAAACCGGAAGAUGACGGCCAUGACACGGUAACUACUUGUAUAGACGAGUACAGACCAAUCACGUGCGACAGUCUUAAGUUAGUCCAGAUACAGAUUGUCUUCCGACACGGGGCUAGAACACCGCUGAAUUUCAUACGAGGUUUAGAAGAGGCGACCUAUGACGCAUCGCUCGAGGACGACCUGCCCGAGACGGAUUUUGAAUUGCAUGUGGUCAAGUUCGCUGACGGAACACCUGCUGGUAAAUCAGUCAUGGAACCGGACCUAAGAGCCAGAAAACUAAAAGGAGGCGCACAUGCUUCUAUGCUGACCACUGUAGGCCAAAGACAGAUGUACGACCUUGGACUGAUCGUGCGAGAGUUUUAUCUUCCGGAGCUGGAAUUAAAGUACUUCUCCCCCAGAGAUGUUUUUAUCCGGUCGUCGCACAUUGAACGGACAAUCAAGUCGAUAAAAUGUCUUUUGGCUGGGAUGUUUGGCAAAGAAAAUAUGAAUAAAUACGGUCCCGUGAAGCUUCCGGUCAAACACAUGUUUGAAGAAGACAUAUUUCCCAACAAGUUGGCGUGUCCGGCCUUACGACUUAUAGUGGACAUGACCCUUGCGACGAUAGACGGCUUGCCAGGUUUUAAGCAGGAUCGCUACACCCUCUGUAAAGCUUUAGGAAUACCGACAAAUUCAGACAUGGACUUUGCAUGCCUCCGUGACGACAUAGUUUCCAGAAUAACCCAUGGUGCCGAGUACCCGGCCCCACUGGUACCUUACAAAAAAAUGAUAGAAGACAACGCAGCCAGGACGAUACACGCGGUCUACGCAGGCCGUGCAGGUGCCCGUGGUCGUCAUGACGUCACAAGACUGUCCAUUGGUCAACUUCUGUACUCCAUUCUCUUCAACAUUGAGAACCGAGCUGAAGAUAAAAUGUCUCAGAAAGUUUUUCUCUACUCCGGACACGACACGACUUUGGCACCCAUGCUGGUGGCGCUGGGGAUAUGGGACUUUCGUUGGCCGCCCUUUGCAGCCAACAUCAUCUACGAGCUGUACAAGCAGAGCGACACCUCAGAAUAUUACGUGCGGGUGCUCUACUGCGGGGAGCCCAAGAAGAUUGGCCAGCCUCCUCGUAUCCUAGUCCCGCUGGAUGAGUUCAGACGGUCUAUACAUCCUUAUUUAAUUAUGCCAGGGGAAUAUGUUCAGGCGUGUACUCUCCAAAAUCUAGAAUGAAGAGCCUGACCUACAUUAGGAAACUCCGCAUAAAGGUUUGCAAAACAGUGAGACUUGUCUUCUACAGAAUCUGGCCUCUAGCUAAACUAAUUGGUUCAUCUGACGACUGCAUUAUGAAAUGUAAAAGUAUCAUAGCUUUCUCGAGCUUAUUUAGCUCUCAUAUGUGUAUAUGUUAAAUUAUGACGUAAUAAAAAGCCAUUUUUGACAUAUCUUUGUUAUUGAGCUCUAAUAACAGUUUUUCUGCUACAUACGUUUAGGUGAAAAGCUUGGACUACUUUAGAACAUCUUAAAGACAGGGAUGAAUAUUAUAAAUGUUAUAUUUUAUUACAUGAAUACCAAAUAAAAAAUAAUAUUAGGUGCGUGGCCUAAAAUACAGGUUUGAUCCAAACUUAUAAACAUAUAUUGAAUUUUUAAAAAUUAUGUAAAUAUUUUACUAAUAUUUAUCUGUAUGCGAGUCUGGUGAAUGUCACUGUUUGUAGAUAUAUAUGUGUGUGUGUGUGUGUGUGUGUGUUUUUGAAUGAAUGUGCGCGUAUGUGUGUGUAGGUGUGGUUAAAUUAAGAAAAUUAAAACAUUUUCUAGCAGAGGAAAGAGUAAGGGGCAAUUUUAAAAAAAAUUAAAGUAAAGAAUGUGUAUGUGUGCAUUUUUAAAAUCCUCUUUACAUUGUAUUCGUUUGAAUUCGACUUAUAUUUUUAUUUGACAUAUCUGUGCUGUAAUAAUUUAAACUUAUUUUUAUAUAUAAAUAAAUAAAAAAAUUAUAUAA